Molecule: messenger RNA, 276 nt
Organism: Lymnaea stagnalis (great pond snail)
Lineage: Eukaryota; Metazoa; Mollusca; Gastropoda; Lymnaeidae
Source: the annotation of a GenBank genome assembly
AUGUCAUCAUUAACAGACGAGGAGCAAAACUUCCCCAUUGCGUAUUCUUUAGUCGUGUACAAAGAUUCCGAAAUGGUGGAACGGCUGCUGCGGGCCGUCUACAGACCACAAAACUACUAUUGCAUACAUGUGGACCUCAAGGCGACCGAAAGCUUCCACAAGGCCAUGGCGGCCAUAGCUCAAUGUUUCCCUAACGUGUUAUUAUCUAACAAGAGGGUUGACGUCAAAUGGGGUACAUUCACGGUGCUAGAGUCUGAGCUCGUCUGCAUGAAGGAA